Messenger RNA from Closterium sp. Yama58-4, 2079 nucleotides. Lineage: Eukaryota; Viridiplantae; Streptophyta; Zygnematophyceae; Desmidiales; Closteriaceae. The record is from the annotation of a GenBank genome assembly.
AUGGUCGCCCCCGCGCCAAACAACAAAACGCCCCCGCGCGGAGUUAGAGCAGCAGGCGCGGGGGGGCCGCACGCCGGAGGCCCAGGCAUGGGCGCGGGUAGGGGUGGGCGGGGGAAGCUUCCCCACUCGUCGUCCGUCGGCGGACCGGACGGCGGAAUGCGCAGGGGGGUGGGCGCGGGGGUGGAAGACCCCUUGGCGGAUCAAUUCGGGCGGAGCAUGACGGUCGGGAACAAAGCGCCCACUCCGCGCGGGCCUGGCGCGGGGAGAGGCGUUGGCGGAGGCGGGCAGUUUGGCGGCGGAGAGCCGGAAAUUGGACGGUCGUUGACGGCCACUGACGGCCGGCACCGAUCGCCGUUAAGACAGAACCCGCACGCGACGGGGGGAAUGGGCGUCGGGGGAAUGAUCACUCCGCGGAGGACCCAGGCGCAACAGAUGGUGGCGGGCGGAGGGCGCGGUGGAAUGGGCGGAAUGGGGGGGAUGGGAGGCGCUCCAGGCAGUCCGUACCGCCAACGCGCGGGGAGCGGGUUUUCGCAAGGCGGGUACAUGGAGGGAGGGGGAGAGUACGGCGACGAAAGCGACGGGAUGUACGGCGAAGAUGGUUACCACCAGAACAUGCAACGGUCGCGAUCCACCGGCAUGGGGAUGAUGGGCGCAGGCGGGCGCAUGGCGGGCGGGGGAAUGGGCGGCGGAAUGCCCCCGCAUGCGCCUGGCGGAAGGGGAAUGGGCGGAGGGCGCAUGGGCAUGGGGGAAGAGCACUACUACACUUCGGACGCGUCGGAAGGGGGGGCCGGCGGAGGGGCGUAUCCGCGUAGUCGGUCGGUGAAUCCGCGCUUAGAGGGCGCGGGGGCCUCGGGGGACGCGGGGGGGAUGGCGGCGCAGGGAAAGGCGGGGAAAGCGGAGGUCGACCCGUCGGAACUCCCCAUGCUGCCCCCCCCGGGCAGUCCGCAAGUCGUGCAGUGUCAGCGCUGCUCUCAGCUGCUAGAGGUGCCAGCAGCGCUCCCUCCCGCCAAGAAGGGCAUUCAGAAGCUCCGCUGCGGCAAGUGCAUGCGCGUCUCACGCUUCCGAGUCAACCCAGCCGACCCACGCUCUGCUGCCGCCGCUGCUGCUUCUGCCGGCGGGGUUAGCGGCGGGGAGGGUUUUUCGGAUAACCCUGACGUGGCGGAUAGUGGGAAUGAGUAUCAGCAGAAUGAUUAUAUGCAGCAGCAACAGCAGCAGCAGCAGCAGCAGCCUCCUAGGUCUCCUAGACUGCUGCAGGGGUUGCCAGGCGCGGGAGGGUUUGGGAGAGGCAUGGGGGGAGGGAUGGGGGGAGGGGGAGGCGGAGGGGGAGCGCCCCCGCUGUCUCCGCGCAUGCAGCGCCCUGGUGGGGGAUUUGGCGGUCAGCAGAUGCACAAUCCAGGUCAGCAGAUGAACAAUCCAGGUCAGCACGGGCGCACGCCGUCCAACGCGGAUUCGGAGAGCACUGUUGUGAUUCGCCAGGAGUCGGCCGGGCGGCACGCGGCCGGCAGUUUCUACCACCACAUGCGACCAGAAUCAGAAUCAGAUCUUAGCUCCCCUGUUAGUGGCGCAGAGGGUCCUUCCCCUAGAGGGCCGAGGGAGGGGGGCGGGAUGGGGGGAGGAGGGGGGAGUGGGGGGGAGGAGCGGGCGACGUAUGCGCGGAGAGUGAUUGUGAACGGGGAACCGAUUCGGGAUGACUAUGUUGCUGUGGUGGAACAGAAGGCAGGGAACAUCCACCCAGGCAAUUAUUGGUAUGACCAGGUCGCAGGGUUCUGGGGCGAGAUGGGCGGCCCAUGCCUCGGCAUCAUUCCACCGGGGAUUGAGUUUGGGACGCCGAUCCCCGUGGACUGUGCGGGAGGCGCCACGCGUGUGUAUGUGAACGGAAGGGAGCUGCACAAGAAGGACCUGGACCGGCUUAUGAAGAGAGGGCUGCCGUCCAAGCCCAACAUGUCGUACCGAGUGGAGAUUAAUGGGAGCGUGUAUGAUGAGGAGACGGGGGACUACCUCCUCAGCCUGGGAAAACUCGCACCCUCGCUGGAAACAAGGAAGCGGGGUGGCGGCAUGAAGGUGCCUGAAUCUAACUGA